GCAACAGUGAUCAGAGCUCUUCUACUUUGGUCUCUAUUGUUUUUCUUCUCAGAAACUUGUGCAAGCUCUGCUUCUUUAUUGCAGUGAAAGAUCUAAAUCUAGGUUUUGGAGCCUUGGAGGAAUACUUACUGGUCUGGAAACAGAGAGAGAAAGAAAGAAAGCAAAAGCUGGCAAGCAAGUGGUGGGAGAGAAUAGAUGUGGCGAUGGCGGGGUUGGAACCAGGCCCUCCUUCUCGCUACGUUCACCAGCUCCAUAGACCAGACCUGCACUUACAAAGAUCCUCAGACCCUCAAAACCAAACAGCUCAAAUCUCAGAUUCUAAUGACUCCCCGGAGGAUCAGAAACCGGACGACCCCAACACAGCCACCACUUCUUCCGGUGGAACAGGAGGCAGCUCCGCCAGUCGCCGGCCUCGAGGCCGUCCUCCGGGCUCAAAGAACAAGCCCAGACCUCCGAUAAUUGUCACCCGUGACAGCCCUAAUGCACUCCGAUCACAUGUACUAGAAAUCUCGGCGGGCGCCGACGUCGUUGAGUCUGUAUCCAAUUAUGCAAGGCGGCGAGGGCGGGGGGUUAGUGUGCUCAGCGGCGGUGGAUCAGUCGCCAAUGUGACAUUGCGGCAGCCUGCAGCUCCGGCAGGGAGCGUGGUAACUCUACAUGGGCGGUUCGAGAUACUAUCUCUGUCUGGGACGGUUUUACCACCGCCGGCGCCGCCUGGAGCUGGUGGGCUAACAAUAUUUCUUGCGGGUGGACAGGGACAGGUCGUCGGAGGCAGUGUGGUUGGACCGUUGGUGGCCUCAGGUCCGGUGGUGUUGAUGGCGGCUUCAUUUUCUAAUGCAGUGUUUGAGAGGCUACCGUUGGAGGAGGAGGAGGCGUCGCCAGCUUCAGGCGUCACAGGUGGUGGUGGAGUUGGACAAUUGGGUGAGGGUGCAGCUGGUGGCGGUGGUAGCACCGGCGGCGGCGGUGUUCCUUUCUAUAAUUUGGGAAGUAACAUGGCGAAUUAUCAGUUCCCUGGCGAUGUUUUUGGUUGGAGUGGCAAUGCUGCAAGGCCUCCAUUUUAGUAGUGAUGAGGUAGAAGAGGAAUUUGAAUUUCAAGAAGAAGGGAUCAGCAUAAUAAUAAGAAGAAGAAGAUAAUAUAGAUCUUGUAUGAUAAAAUACUAUGAACAUCAAGGUCUUCUCAGCUAUUUCAUGAAGAAGAAGAAUUCAAUAUUAGCCAAAAUGAUAAUUUCAUGGAGAAUCUAACAAUCAGAUCAAGUUCUUCCACAGGCAGAAAGUUGGGUAAUUUUCAUGUACAAAUCAUUUUAGGGUUUUCUUUCUUCCUUUUUUUAUUUCUCUUCUUUACCAUGUUUACUGGUUUUGUUUGUAGAUUUCUUCUAGGUUUAAUGUGGAAAUCUUUGAGCUUUACUGUUCCAUCACUUAUGUAGCAGUUCAUCAACUCUUCCCUUCUCAAUAACUUAUCUGUUGCUUCUGAAGAUUUUUAAUGCUCAAAUAUAUAAAAUUAUUUUGUGUCUA
Messenger RNA from Macadamia integrifolia, 1509 nucleotides. Its product is annotated as AT-hook motif nuclear-localized protein 25-like. Lineage: Eukaryota; Viridiplantae; Streptophyta; Magnoliopsida; Proteales; Proteaceae. The transcript has 2 exons. Gene Ontology annotation, biological process: vegetative to reproductive phase transition of meristem. The coding region runs from base 204 to 1058 and encodes 284 amino acids. Gene Ontology annotation, cellular component: nucleus. Gene Ontology annotation, molecular function: minor groove of adenine-thymine-rich DNA binding; DNA-binding transcription factor activity. The record is from RefSeq and is a predicted model, not a curated record.